Xyrauchen texanus (razorback sucker) is the source of this 1575-nucleotide messenger RNA. RefSeq names its product coronin 2Ab (gene coro2ab). The coding region runs from base 1 to 1575 and encodes 524 amino acids. Gene Ontology annotation, molecular function: actin filament binding. Gene Ontology annotation, biological process: actin filament organization. The record is from RefSeq and is a predicted model, not a curated record. NCBI's taxonomy places the organism in Eukaryota, Metazoa, Chordata, Actinopteri, Cypriniformes, Catostomidae. The transcript is spliced from 11 exons.
AUGUCGCAGCACCAUUCAUGCGUGACAUUUCGUCAUGUGAUCGGGAAGGCAGAGGUUAAGGGGCGGUGCUAUCACGGGCUGCAAAUCACACGCAGUGUCCAGGACAACCAGUUCUGUGCUGUGAACCCUCGCUACAUCGCUGUGGUGACCGAGUGUACUGGGGGUGGGUCCUUCAUUGUCAUCUCUAUUCGUCAUACAGGGCGUGUGAGUCCUCUCCACCCAUGUGUGUGUGGUCACAGUGCUCGUGUGUUGGAUGUGAAGUGGGACCCAUUUAAUGACCAGCGCAUUGCGUCCUGUUCCGAAGACUGUACGGUGAAAGUGUGGCAGAUUCCUCCUGAUGGAUUGAAAGAGAAUCUGUUGUUGCCCAGUAAAGAUCUGAUCGCUCACAAAUGCAGAGUGUCAAUCAUUGAGUGGCAUCCAACCGCCCAAGACCUGCUGAUAAGCUCUGCCUAUGACUAUAAAGUGUUGGUGUGGCGUUUAGACACCGCUGGUGUUGUUGUGGAGAUGCCGGUGUGUGAGAUAAACACACACUCUGAUUUGGUGGUGUGUUUGAGCAUCAGUGCAGAUGGCAGUGUGUUUGCCACAGUCUGCAAAGACAAGAAGAUCAGAGUCAUCGAGCCACGCACCGGACGAGUGCUGCAGGAGUCUGGCAGCUCGUCUCAUAAAGCAUGUAAGAUUGUGUUCCUGUGGAAUCUCAACAUGAUGUUGACCACAGGAAACUCGUCCUGGAACCAGAGACAGUUUGCUCUGUGGAACCUGGAGGAUUUGUCCGAGCCGUUACUAGAGGAGGAUUUGGAUGGAGGGUCAGGGGUCAUUUUCCCUUUUUAUGACCCUGACACACAAAUGCUGUAUCUGGCUGGAAAGGGUGAUGGCAACAUUCGUUAUUAUGAAGUCAGUGGGGUGAAACCGUACAUUCACUUCCUCGCCGAAUAUCACUCUUCUUUCCCACAGAGAGGAAUGGGUGUAAUGCCCAAGCGUGGACUGAACGUCAGUGCGUGUGAGGUGUUCAGAUUCUACAGGCUGCUGACCGUCAGAGAUCUGCUGGAACCUGUCAGCUUCUAUGUGCCACGGAAGUCUGGGUGUUUUCAGGAGGAUAUUUAUCCACUGACAGCAGCCAAUGAAGCGGCCAUGAGCGCACAUGAGUGGCUGAUGGGACACAAUAAAGGUCCGGUGCUGAUGUCUCUGAGACCAGCAGCUCGACUGCUCGAGUCCUGCACAACUGAAAUACACAACAGCCUUCAGACCUACACACUGACCAAUCAGGACACAGAAUGCCCCUCUGACAUCAUCAUAGACCUGCACGAUUGGACUGAAGACGACACCCAGAGCCUGGACUGGAGCUCGGCGCACACACGCUCAGAUCUAAACUGGACUAAAGCCGUGUUUUAUCUCCCCGCGGGACCAGAGAGAGAGCUGCUACAGGUGAUGUUUCAUCAGCAGGAGGAAAUUAAAGAUCUGCAGGAGAAACUCCAACAACGAGACGAGAAAAUCCAACAACUGGAGAGAGAGCUGAAGAACAUGAUGACAGCCAAUCACAGCACAAGCACUGCAGCCAAUCAGAAAAGAGAAUAUUAG